AUGGUACGGGUCGCACGAUACCUCGAAGACCAGCCGGUGCGGCUCAUCGGCCCCAACUGCCCCGGCAUCAUCCACACACCAGCACAACUGGUGCUCCACCGAAAAACAACGACCACCACUCAAACCCCUGCAAAACACCCCGGCGCCCGCUGCAAAGUGGGUAUCAUGCCUGGGGCCAUCCAUCUGCCCGGACGGGUCGGCAUCGUCUCCCGCAGCGGCACCCUCACCUACGAGGCUGUCGGACAGCUAACGGGCUUGGGCCUCGGCCAGUCAACCUGCGUCGGAAUCGGUGGCGAUCCGAUUAUCGGCACCAGCUUCGUCGAAGUGCUCCGUCUGUUCCAGGAGGAUGACGACACCGACGCAGUGGUACUGAUCGGAGAGAUCGGCGGGAGCAGAUGGAGCAGGACGCCGCCGCCUACAUCGGCGCGGAACUCACCAAGCCCAUCGCCACCCUGGUAG
Geodia barretti is the source of this 459-nucleotide messenger RNA. NCBI's taxonomy places the organism in Eukaryota, Metazoa, Porifera, Demospongiae, Tetractinellida, Geodiidae. The record is from the annotation of a GenBank genome assembly.